This is a messenger RNA of Lolium perenne, 2830 nucleotides long. RefSeq names its product cyclin-D4-1. The record is from RefSeq and is a predicted model, not a curated record. Lineage: Eukaryota; Viridiplantae; Streptophyta; Magnoliopsida; Poales; Poaceae.
CAACACCGCAGUAGGUCGCACCUUUCGUCGUGCCCCGCUAGGUUUCCUCUCUACCCUGGCAGCUGGCGCACACCCCUCACCUACCAAUCCACGGAAUCAUCUUCGAGCUUGGCGGCACCUCUCUACGUGGAGGAAGCCCGAAGUCGGCGAGGAGGCGUCGACCGUCCACGCGAGGAAGCUCGAAGCUCUCUCACGUGCGCCUCCACCAGAUCCCGUUCUCUCCCUGGAUCCAAUCGCGCCGCCGCCUCUGCCACCCACCUCGUCGGACACCCAGCCCCUCCCACGGCCAGCAGGUCCUCUGAAGCUCAAGAGCUCCUUGUCCGCUUCCCUCCUCCAUGUGACCGUCGAGCGUCCCAUGCUCGUCCUCGCUCGUAUGACCGGUCGCGCAGGCCAAGGUUGCCGUGUUGUACUGAGUGGGGUGGUGGUGCAGAGGGUUUCUCCACGGACUACUCUGUGACGUCUGAUGGUUCCGGCGGCUCGAUGGCCUUGAUUUGGCCUACCAUCAUGAGGGACGCCAUAGAUUGGAUUUGGAAGGUCAUUGACAUUGGGAAUUACAAUUUUGUGCAGUUGACUGAAGUCUUGUCUGUCAACUACCUAGAUAGGUUCCUCAUUGUCUAUGAACUUCAUAAAGGCGAAGCUUGGACGAUGCAUCUCUUCGCACUGGCCUGCUUGUUUCAGGCUUCAAACAUGGAGGAGACUUAUAUGUCACUUCUGUACAUGAAGGUUGUAGCUGUAACUUUGGAUGCGCCCUCCAUGCUCGCAAUUUCCCGCUCAGUUGACGUCAUCUUGAGCACAACUAAGGGCACGAAUGAUAGUAGAAAGGAGACAAAUCUACAUGGUAUAGAUCGGAUACCUCCACGGAUGCGAAGAUGAUGAUGUGAUGGGAUUUUCAGAUCGAGUGGUUGACUCCAAUUUCAGCACGAGGAUGUGUGAGUCCUGAUGUGCCUGCAUGUGCUGCAUUGGGUAUCCUUACGUAAGCUUAUUGUUGUAUUGCUAACUAUUUGUGAUUGCUCGUCUUGGUGCUUGUAAUUUCUAUCGGACACAAACACCAAUCGCAGCAUCUUGGUAUAUUGCAAUUGAUUCUCCUUUUUGCGGAAAAACUCCCAAAGCAGGCAGCUAAAUUUUCCAGUGUUCUAUGUCUCCUUAAGACACAAGUUGGAUGGAUUCAGCUGGAGAUUAGUUGAUGCUCUGCUUCAACAAUGCUAUCUUGUUGGAUUAGCUGGUAAGUUUCAAUGUUGAAGGCUUGCUUACACUAUGUUUUUUGCCAGCGGGGGACCACGGUGGAGGGGGUGGAAGGCAUGAUGUUGCUGCGAACAGGCAGGAGGAUCAAGACAUGAUCCAAGAGGAGGCCCAGGAGGUUAUGGAGGCAGUUGGUCUUGCUACUGGCACGACCUGAUCCAGUUCGUGAAUCUAGCAAAGCUUCUCAUCGCCACCCCAUCCGUGAUCUUAUCGGCAUGCACCAUCUACGGGCGAGUCUCUGCCUCCCGUGUGAUGCCAUCCGUGGUCCCCUCUCCUGCACCGAAGGUUUCGGCACUGCACAGCUCACCGCCACUUCCAGGUCCCCUCCUCUUCUCUUCUCAUGUUAACUUGUUUUUGAGAAUUCGGCAGGUGAGCUGCUCGAUAUAUUAAUAGAAGAGUGAGUUUCGUACAAGGAUGACCGGCCCAAACACACGAUCCAGCAGAGAUGGCUAGGAUCUGCUGGUUAAAAGAGAAACUAGCAAGAAAGGGGGACUACUCGCGGGGAGGGAAGAUCUUCGCGCCGGCCAAGUCCCAAGCAGCCGCUUCAUCAUUGAUCUUGGCCAUGGUAGUGGCCACCGAGGAAGAGGCCUGCCGGAAGAUGCGGGCGUUUCUCUCCAGCCAAAUUUGCCAAAGUACCAGGAGGCUCCAUGAACGGACACGGGAUGCUUCCGCCGCCGGUAGCCCAGCGGAGAGGCCGCCGAGCCAGUCUAUAGUACGGGCCGGUGUUCCCCAGGUGGCGGGGUCAAGAGAGUGUGCCGAGGCAAGGACCGCCACCCUCUCCCAGAUACAUCGCGCAUGCGGGCACUCGACAAAGAGGUGCAUACAAGUCUCCAGGCUCCGCAUGCAAAGAGGGCAGAAAUAGUUGUUUGGCCACCGCCUAGCGAGCAGACGAUCCGCUGUCAUGAGUCGGUUCUGCACCACCAACCAGGCGAAGAAGCGGCAGCGCGGCGCAGCCCAGGGCUUCCAGAUUAUGGGGAUGAGGGGGGAGUCCAUCGCGCCCAAAAACUGGAGCCGGUAAGCCGAGGCCGCGGAGUAGCCGCCGUCCGCGGAGAACCGCCAAGUGAACGUGUCCCGCACCUCCGGGGAGAGCUCGGCGAGGCCCAAGAGCGAGCGGAAAGUGACGAAGAGGUCUAGGAGGUCCGGGGACACUCUACCUCGGAGGUCUCGAAUCCACGCGCCAUCACGCAACGCGUCGCGGACGACUCUGUGCUUGCGCCUCGAAAGCAUGUAGAGUUGCGGAGCAAGGGCUUUCGGGGUGGUUCAAAGAUUGAUGUGUAUUUCAAUAAAACAUGGAUACGAAAUCUACCGAUACAUUUCCUAUGUGUAAGAUAUUGAAUUUGAGUACCCUAUCAGUAGCCUCAGAUAUGUUUGCUUCUCUCUGUAUAUUUUUUUUACUAAGGGUUCAUAGAUAUAUGCAUGUAGAAUGUUUAUGUUGACACUAUAGGUAUUUUGCUGAUGGGGUUGGGAGAGUCCAGCUUUAUUGAUCACAUAAAGGCGUUACUUGUUAGUUUUAAUUAUUAUCUCAAUGUUUAUGCUGCUGUGAACUGGGUUAAUUUUUUACCACUAAAAAAUCGGUGAUGUUUUUCUUUCA